ACGGCUGAGCGCGCUUAAUCCAGCAGAUCAGUUAGACGCGAGACAUUGUUGGGAACGGUUCGUUUCAGGUCAACAGCCAUACCAAAACCGGUGAAUUUCGUCAAUCAACCAUGUAUCGAUGGUUAAUACUUGUGUUGGGCAUUGCGAUGAUGAAUCAUGUGUCAUCUGAAGAUCAUGCUGGAAUGCUAUUGGACUAUCGGAAUUCGUUCCUCUCCUAUGAACAAAAAGGACUUGACACAUGUCCUUUCACCUACUUUCGAGAAACAUGUACUGACUUUGCGCAUGCGGUAACCAUCGAAACAUUUGAUGAAAACAAUACUCCAAAGAUUUGCCUUGGCACCUUCAUCAGCGAACAAUUUAUUCUUACAACGGCAAGUUGUAUACCGUCUGAUCAUCCAAAAAAUAUUAGGCUUAACGCGAAAAUUGCCGAAAAUGUCACGGUGUCAUCGAUAUAUCUACAUCCAGACUAUAAGCUGUCUCAGAGAAACGGAUCAGAUGAGAACAAUUUGGCGCUUUUGAAAUUGAACGCCGAUUUGAGGCUCACUAAAAAUGUAGCAGCCAGUUGUCUAUGGGCUUCAGAAACUGUGGAAAUGUAUACUAAAGUACAGGAAAUGGACUAUGAUCACACAAUUAAAAAAGUAAACCAGAAUACCACUAUCUGUUCGGGAUUGAACAAAAACGAAUGUCUCAAAUCAGCAUUACAAUUCUGGUGUCAAAGGAAAUCUUCCACUGGGAUUUUGCAAAUCAGGGAGCUAGGAAAAUACAAAAUGCAUCCAAUGAUCGCAAGUAUGGGCUGUGAUAAGAGUGGACAAAUCGUUCCCAUUUCUCAUCAUCUACCUUGGAUCAGGGAGGUAACGCAAAGUACCCGAAUCGAGUACAAUCUGACUGACGUUGGAUUGGGUGAAAAAUGCUUCAACAAUGAGGGCGUCAAAGGUGUUUGUCUACCAGUUGAUGAAUGUCCACAAGUGAUGAUAAACUUCAAGGAUCUCCAGAAAAACAAUUCAAUUAGCAACUGUGGAUUCGACGGUAGUAUUGCACUUACCUGUUGCAGCACAAAAGAUAUGCUAAAAGGUGCCCAAACGGAGACUAUAUUCCGAGAAGCUGUACACGAAAUUGAGCACUGUGAGACGCUUUAUGAUGAAUUCAGAAGAACCCCUGACGAACAUGAACUGCAUUCACAAGUAGCGAUUGUAACUUUAAAUAAUUCCACAAUAUGCGGCGCGACAUUGAUAGCAACUCGAUUCCUGCUAACCUCCGCAGAAUGUGUCGAAAAAAUCGAUUCAACAAACAACGUACUGAUUGGUAUAGCCCACGAUUCCGAUGAAACCAUCAACAAAAUAGAAAUUCAGUCCAUCUUCCCUCAUCCCAAAUUCAAUCCAAAAACUCGGCACUAUAAUGUGGCGGUAAUUAAACUUAAACAUCCGGUUUCAGUUGAUUCGUCCACUGUGCCGGCUUGUUUGUGGACUCGAAAGGAAAAGGUCCCCACAAGUUUGGAUGCUGUGAGUUAUGAUGAUGCCGAUGACGUGUUAUCGAAGACGGUUUUCAGUCCACUGUACUACAGCGAUUGCCUUCGAUUGUACAACCCACAUCUUAUAGCGUCGGAGAUGUGUGUUAGUCCCAAGUUGGCGGAUUGUGAGCCAGACAACGAAAAAAGUUCUUGCCAAAAACCAGGAAGUGGAUUGUACACCAAUGUAUUCGUCGGUACAGCUAUGAAACCGGUAACCUACGUCGUUGGAAUUCAUAGCAAAGGAUAUCAAUGCGAUAAGCGAGGACCGUCAAUACACACCCGCGUUAGCGAAUAUUAUGAGUGGAUAAAGAGUGUGGUCUACUUGAGCUCCCAAAGCAACGAAUAGUCGAAUGGAAUUGGAACAGGCUAAUGAUAUUAACAAAAUUUGGUAAUUACUCUCAGGAAUGUCCCGUGAAUAUAUAGUUUCUUGGUCAAAGCUAUUGAA
Molecule: messenger RNA, 1952 nt
Organism: Toxorhynchites rutilus septentrionalis
Lineage: Eukaryota; Metazoa; Arthropoda; Insecta; Diptera; Culicidae
Product: phenoloxidase-activating factor 3-like
Exons: 7
Coding region: 111-1853 (580 amino acids)
Biological process (GO): proteolysis
Molecular function (GO): serine-type endopeptidase activity
Source: RefSeq, a predicted model, not a curated record